UCUAAAAGAACCUUAAGAGAAAACGCGCUUUCACACGCAGGGGGCGGCGGUGGUGAUGCCGUGAGCGCGCGUUCACGUCUCGGUGUAAGUGACAGUUUAGUGUCGCGUAAAAACAGGACGAAAAUGAAUCCUUGGCUCCGGAGUUUCAUCCUGUUCCUCAUCACGUCUGCUGCCAAAGCGCAGUCCUAUUCACCGCCGUAUGAAUCGGACGGACCGUGCAGGAACCGCACUUAUGAAUACCGGGUCCGAAACUACUGCUGCAGCAAAUGCAGACCCGGAACCCGAAAAGUGAGCGACUGUACCGGCGAGAAGGACACGGUGUGUGAGGUUUGUCCGGCUGGGAUGUAUUCAGGCAUGAAUUAUUACCCGAACUGCUUCACAUGCAGCAAAUGCCCAGAGGACAAAGGCAUGGAAUACGCCAAGCCGUGCACCAGGGACAGUGAUGCGGUGUGUGUGUGUAAGUCUGGGUGGUACUGCGUUUUAAACGAUGACCCUUGUACUAUGUGUGAAAGGCACACGAUGUGUUCACCUGGCAAAGGAGCUGAAAAACCAGGAACUGCUACAGAGAAUGUGAAGUGUCGUAGAUGUCUCUCGGGAACAUUCUCCAAUGAAACCAGUAGUGAGAUGUGCCAACCACACACUCGGUGUGAUCUCCAGGGCAGGACGGUGCAGCACCCCGGCAACGACAUGGCCGACACGGUGUGCGGUCCGAUCAUAACCAUGAACAGGAACCUUACAACUCCUCAGCCUCCCAUCACGACCAGGUCCGCUUCUUCACCCACAGAGUUGUCCACGGAGCCUAACGUCCGGCUGGAUCUGCACAGCUCACAAAGCAUUUCCUCUGUCUUCACAACACAGCCUCCUGACGACGUCUUUUUCGGCUUGUGGAUCGGUCUGCCUAUCAUCACGCUGCUGGUGGUUUUGCUGAUAACAGCUUUCUCUAUUCGUCACAGGAAAGCUCUGCUUAAACCGACGUUCCCCGAUGCCGCCGAAGCACGGCCGUGUAAAAGCUCAGCCCACCUCUGCAGCCCGACAGAAAACCAUGUGCUCUUAGCAGAUAGCAGCAGCAGCAGCGACCCGUCCACUUCGCUGUCCUCUGACAGCCACAGCCAGGGCACAGGAGUGAGUCAGGAAUUCCUUCAUGUCGAGCAGCCGAACGUCUCCAGCCCCGUCGUUAACCUCAGCUUCACGGCCACCAUUAAUUGCCAGGUGAACCCGGCUACUGGCUGCUGCUCCAUUCCCAUCAGCCCCUGCGUGCAGCCUCCGGAGCCUGAGUUUCCUCUUUCUCAAGAAGAAGAGCUGUGCGUGUCCUGUGAGCAGGAGGACAGUAAAGACGCCAUACAGUCAGUGCAAGAGAGUGGGAUGACUAAGUACUGAAGAUGAGGGGGAAAUCCACUGGCUCUUCUUGCACGUUAGUGCUGAACGUUUAAUCUCAGGCUGAGUGUGUGUGUUUCUGUGUGUGAGUUUCUGUGUGUGUGUGCGUGUGUGUGUGUGUGUGUGUGUGUGUGUGUGUGUGUGUUUGUGUGUCAUUACAUGGAUCUUUACUGGACAUGUGUAAAUUUUUAUUUCACACACAAACCUAUUUUGGAGUCCAGACGACAGAAAGGCCGCAAACGCACCCACACAGUUACCAUCAAUACACACAUUUAUGAAUAUGCAAAUUAAAACCCUACACAUAUCCACCAACACACUUCCCCUCAUACACUGGCACCGAACACAAAGCAGGCAAGGGUCUAUAGGCUAAGGGGAAGCCCCUUGGAAUGAUUUGUCUGAGGGCAAUGUGGAAGAAAAAAGGUCAUGGGUCAUCCUGCAAGCCGAUAGGCUUUUAGAUCGGAUGAUGCAAAUAGAUUCGUUUGCAUACAAAGAACAUUUGUGACUUUGAUUAAAUUCCCCUGAAGUGAGAAGACAGAGUUUAACCCCGUGUUACUCGAUCAAAUAAUUAAGUUCCACACCCGUGACUUUGCGCGGGUUCUCAGGUGUCCUCCAUGUCCCCGAGUCAUGCAGGAAGAUGGACUGCAUUGCACUGUUGACUUGUCCCUGGUUUUGUGAAGCGUGAAUUCAGACGUGAAUUUAAUGCAGCGUGACGAUCAACGUGGACCGGUUUGUCUCGAGAAAGACUGGAUAUAUGAUGUGCAGCUUUUAAUCAGAUCUCAGGGCAGAAUUCUCAGAGGCAUCAUCAGAACAAUCGCACCAUUGUUUCGCUCCCCCGAUGAAGACUCGGCUGUUCGAGAAUCUCCUUCCUUCCUUUUCGCUUUAAAGUGGCGACGCUUUGCCCAGACACAAUUCAGGAAAAAAGAAAAUGCCCCUUUGUUUCGAGCACCAAAUGUCAAGUAACAAGUGGGCGAGUUGCACUUUACCUACACAUUUGCUCUGAGGAAGUCUCGCACUGUAUAUAUACGAUAAGCGGAAACAUUACCACAUGUAGUUCAACGACGCCCCCCAGUGGUGAUUAGAACAUGACUGUAGAAAGGAGGAUUUAUACUGAGCGCUUUUAUUAUUCUCAAGGGACAUUAGUAAAGAUGAAUGUAAACUUUUCUCUCUGAUAUGGGUUUAAAAUCUGCGUUAUUUCUGUUUGCUUUAAUGUAAAUGUGUAGUUAGAGCAGGUAAAGAUAGAACCUUUUUUUUUUCUCUCUUUACCAACUUGUGAAGUAUCGAUCGCAUCUUCUGAGACUUUGCACCUUGAAUGUUUAAGGGGUUGAUGGGAAAUCUGUCUCAUUUCACGGAGUCAGAUUAUUUGGCACAGCUCAAUAAGAGUCAACUCUUGCAACUCAAAAACCUUUCAGUAUUAUACCACCUAUUCUUUUUCUGUGUUUGUUUUUGUUUUGUCUAACUGUGGCUGGAAUUGUGACGUUUAUCUUAUUUAAAUAAAUGUACCUUUUCACCAAUUCA
Tachysurus fulvidraco (yellow catfish) is the source of this 2889-nucleotide messenger RNA. RefSeq names its product tumor necrosis factor receptor superfamily, member 1B (gene tnfrsf1b). Bases 124 to 1377 code for a protein of 417 amino acids. Gene Ontology annotation, biological process: positive regulation of myelination; regulation of T cell cytokine production; intrinsic apoptotic signaling pathway in response to DNA damage. Gene Ontology annotation, molecular function: tumor necrosis factor receptor activity; tumor necrosis factor binding. The record is from RefSeq and is a predicted model, not a curated record. The transcript is spliced from 9 exons. NCBI's taxonomy places the organism in Eukaryota, Metazoa, Chordata, Actinopteri, Siluriformes, Bagridae.